Messenger RNA from Cololabis saira (Pacific saury), 4600 nucleotides. RefSeq names its product diacylglycerol kinase, zeta b (gene dgkzb). The transcript is spliced from 33 exons. Gene Ontology annotation, molecular function: ATP-dependent diacylglycerol kinase activity; protein binding. The record is from RefSeq and is a predicted model, not a curated record. Gene Ontology annotation, cellular component: nucleus. Bases 45 to 3917 code for a protein of 1290 amino acids. Gene Ontology annotation, biological process: intracellular signal transduction; lipid phosphorylation; regulation of synaptic transmission, glutamatergic. Lineage: Eukaryota; Metazoa; Chordata; Actinopteri; Beloniformes; Belonidae.
CCACAGGAGAGCCUUAAAGUGGCCCGGCUUGUCUCCACGCCACCAUGGAUACUUUUUUCCGUCGGCACUUUAAGAGGAAGGAGACUGCUCAGCGAGUGAAUUCAGACGCCAACGCUUCCCGCCAGCGAAGGCCCAGCGUGGCCGUCCCCACCAGCAAGGCUCGCCGGAGGUCCAGCGUUGGACUUCCUUCCUCCGCCCUGACCCGGCGGCGACGCUCCAGCAUCCAGCUGCAGCCGGGACAGCCGUGCGUAGGUGGGGGGCGUCUGGCGAAGACGCCCCGACAAGGCCGGUGGGGGGGGCGUGCUCGCCGGCGCUCCAGCACCACCACCCUCAGCCUCAACCCACGGUUCGCCGUGUGCCGGAGGAAGGUGGGGAAACUGCGAACCAUUGACACCCAUCUGCUGGGGCCGUCCAUGCUGCUGGCCAGUCUUAUCCAAAUGGCUGAAGAGGAGGAGGAAGACGGGGCCGCGGGCUUACCGGCCGGAGAGCAGCAGGUGGAGAUGAGAGGCGGGGCAAACAGUGGGAUGGCAUAUUCCCGCUCCAGCAGCCUCCACUCAGACGGAGAUGACAGCAUCGAUUACGCCAGCAGCAACCACUCAGAAGACAGCCAGCUGUCAGAGGCAGAGCAGCUACCUGAGGAGGAGGAGGAGGAGGAGGAGGAGGAUGAAGCAUCCUGGUCCCCUGCUCCACACUUCUCCCCAGCUUCCACCCCUCCCUCCACAUCCAAACUUGAGAUCUUGAGAAAACCCCCUGAAGUGCUGUCAACGUCGCAUCGCUCCCUGAUCCGCGCCCCUCGCUGCCUCCGCAGGAACUCCUCUCAGCUGCUUGUGGGAGACUCUACUCUCUUCAGAUGCAGCCGUGCCUCCAGCAUGAGGAAGAGAAGGAGGAUCUCCACCAUUUCUAAAGCUGGGAGCCCCUGGCCAGGAAAAGGCCACCCUCUGCCCAGCCGCAAGGGUUCAGUGUACUACCUCAACCAUCCAGCCUUGUACCGGGGGCCCGGGGCCCUCAGCCCGCUGGGAGUCGACGACUCCCGCCUGGAGAGCUUGAGUGCCUUCCUGCUAAAAGCCAUUGCGAAGUCGGGUCUGCAGCAUGCUUCAACUCAGCCCAACGUGGCGACAACUGGACAGGGUGAGCCGCUGCAGCCCUGCGGCACGAUCGACUGGAGCGAAAACGCCCAGUACGGGGAUCACAUCUGGUUUGAGGCCAGCGUGUCUGGAGACUUCUGUUAUGUUGGAGAGCAGUAUUGCAUCGCUAAAUCGCUGCAAAAGUCUGUGGCGAGGAAGAAAUGUGCUGGAUGUAAGAUAUCGGUGCACAUCACAUGCAUGGAGCAGCUAGAGAAGAUUAAUUUCAGGUGUAAACCGUCAUUCAGGGAACCGGCAUCUCGAGCUGUUCGAGAAUCCAACGUUGUUCGACAUCACUGGGUCCACAGGAGGCGUCAGACUGGGAAGUGUCGACAGUGUGGAAAGGGAUUCCAGCAGAAGUUUUCAUUUCACAGCAAAGAGAUUGUUGCCAUCAGCUGCUCGUGGUGCAAGCAGGCGUACCACAACAAGGUGACGUGCUUCAUGCUGCAGCAGAUAGAGGAGUGUUGCUCUCUGGGAGCUCACGCUGCCGUCAUCAUCCCUCCCACCUGGAUCAUCCGGGUCCGCAGACCGCAGACCUCUCUGAAGUCCAGUAAAAAGAAGAAACGAACGUCACUGAAGUGCAACAAGCCGAGUAAGAAGGGAGCAGAGCUGCAGGAGGGCCGCUGGAAGCCGUUCCUGGUGAAGCCGCUGCCCUCGCAGCUCAUGAAGCCUCUGCUGGUGUUCGUUAAUCCAAAGAGCGGAGGGAACCAGGGAGCAAAGAUCAUCCAAUCCUUCAUGUGGUACCUGAACCCUCGGCAGGUGUUUGACCUGACAAAAGGAGGACCCAAAGAGGGGCUGGAGUUGUACGCUAAAGUACCGAACCUGAGGAUCCUGGCCUGCGGGGGGGACGGCACGGUGGGUUGGAUCCUGUCGGUGUUGGACCAGUUGAAUCUGCGGCCUGCGCCUCCUGUGGCCAUCCUUCCUCUGGGGACCGGCAACGACCUCGCCAGGACGCUCAACUGGGGAGGAGGCUACACCGACGAGCCGAUCACAAAGAUCCUCUCGCAUGUUGAGGACGGAAACAUCGUUCAGCUGGAUCGAUGGAACCUGCUCGUGGAGGCGAACCCGGAGGCCCGGCCGGAGGACAUGGACGAGCAUCAGACCGACAAGCUUCCCAUCGACGUUUUUAAUAACUACUUCAGUCUGGGGUUCGACGCUCAUGUCACACUGGGCUUCCAUGAGUCUCGAGAGGCAAACCCUGAGAAAUUCAACAGCCGCUUCAGGAAUAAGAUGUUCUAUGCUGGGACGGCCUUCUCAGACUUCCUGAGCGGGAGCUCCAAAGACCUGGCCAAGCACAUCAAGGUGGUGUGUGAUGGCACAGACCUGACAGCCAAAGUGCAGGAGAUGAAGCUCCAGUGCCUCCUCUUCCUCAACAUCCCCAGGUACUGUGCAGGAACCGUGCCGUGGGGUCACCCCGGUGAGCAUCAGGAGUUUGAACCUCAGCGUCAUGACGACGGCUGCAUCGAGGUCAUCGGCUUCACCAUGACUUCCCUGGCCACGCUACAGGUGGGCGGUCACGGCGAGCGUCUGCAUCAGUGUAAAGAGGUGACCCUCACUACCAACAAGUCCAUCCCCAUGCAGGUGGAUGGCGAGCCCUGCAAGCUGGCGCCCUCCGUCAUCCGCAUCAACCUGAGGAAUCAGGCCAACAUGGUCCAGAAGGUCAAGAGGAGAAUUUCCAUGCCCCAUCUAAACGAUCAGCAGCCUGUUCCUGAGAAGCUUCAGAUCACGGUGAACAGGAUCAGCAUGGCAGCGUACGAGGCUCUGCAUUACGACAAAGACCAGCUGAAGGAGGCUUCAAUGCCGCUGGGAGUCAUCACCGUCCCCGGAGACAGUGACCUGGAGACGUGCCGCCUGCACAUCGAACGUCUGCAGGACGACGUCGACCAGCAGGAUGGUGAUGACAUGAAAGAGGAAAGCUUUUCUUCACAAAAACUGUCCACAAAGUGGUGUUUCCUUGACUGUACGACUGCGGAUCGCUUCUACAGGAUUGACCGCGCUCAGGAACACCUGAACUACGUGACGGAGAUCUCUCAGGAGGAGCUCUACAUCCUGGACCCAGAGCUGGUGAUUAAAGAGACGGUGGGAACCUCCCCCAGCAUGCCCGACCUGGUGGACUCAGAGGAGCAGCAGGGACAGUUCUCCUUCCCUUGCACCCCGUCCUCCUCCCCCACCUCCUCCAACAGGGUGAGAGACUUUCACAGGAAGAGGAUUUCCAGCGACAGUUCAGUGACAGAUGCAUUAAGUCAAAGCUCCUCUAAAACCCCCCUCUGCAGAAGAGGAGCAAAGAUUAUCAAUGUCCAUCGCUCCAACACGACUGUGGCUGAUUUCAGACCCAUCAUUAGAACCUCCACUGCUACCUCACAGGACCCUGAAAAAGAUGCAGAGCUGAUCAACUGCAUCAAGAAUGAGGAUUUGAACAGGCUGAAGGAGCUCCACCAGCAGGGCGCCAACAUCCUGCUGCAGGACGAAGACGGCUACACCCUGCUGCAUCACGCCGUGGAGGCCGGCAGCAAGGACAUCGUCAAGUACCUUAUCGAAAACGUGCCCACGUCUCAUCUGGACGUCGCAGAGAAAGCGAUAGGUGAGACGGCUCUUCAUAAAGCUGCUACCUUCUGUCAGAGGAGCAUCUGCCACUUCCUGGUGGACGCUGGAGCGUCUCUCAUGAAGACGGACCUGCAGGGCGACACUCCCAAACAGCGCGCCGCCAAGUCCAACGACCAGGACCUGGCUGAUUAUCUGGAGAGCUGCCAACACAACCAGAUGAUCCAGCGAGAGGACCAGGAGACGGUGGUCUGAGCUGCAGCACGGCCGUCUGUCCAUCUGACAUACCCAUCUGUCUUCAUUUCUGCUGUUUAUUUACCGCUGCCCUUCUCAACAUGUUAAUUUAUAUGGAUAAUCUGAGGAGAAACAGCCAGAGUUCAUGAGAACUCGCGUCCACAGACCGUCACAUCGUCUGAAUGUACUCUGACCACGACCUCCUCUCUGCUGUUAGGGGGACGGGAGGCUGAUAAAAAUGGAUUAUUGUUUAUUUGUGUUUUGUGUUUUUGUCUGCUUUAACUGAUGAGGAUGGGGGUGAGGCGUUGUCAUGGACUGGAGUCGCCCCGAAGACGCUUCUGUCCCCGUGGCUCAACUUCUGGACACUAAAACCAAUUCAAACUAGUCUCUUGUGUUCCGGCCACGAAGACAUUCAUACCUCCACCGGUGAUGACCAAACAUCAGGCCACGUCUGACAUCUGGGCGACAUGACAGAGACGAUGAAACGGUUGCUGAAGGCGUUUUUUGUUUCUGCAGCUUUCAUACCAGAGCGACUGCAAAAUGUGUCUUCUGUCCAGCUUCUAGCGAGCUUCUGGGUUUGUUUGUGUGCUCCUGAGAAACAAACGGUUGGAUGUUUUAAUAUAGGCAACGAUGAGUUUAGAUAUUUCUGAUUGGUGCAUAGAGAAACAAACAAGAAAUAAAAACCACAUUUUGCUUGUGAUCAA